Talpa occidentalis (Iberian mole) is the source of this 2339-nucleotide messenger RNA. It is a transcript of the gene MMP9, whose product is annotated as matrix metallopeptidase 9. The record is from RefSeq and is a predicted model, not a curated record. The transcript is spliced from 13 exons. NCBI's taxonomy places the organism in Eukaryota, Metazoa, Chordata, Mammalia, Eulipotyphla, Talpidae. The coding region runs from base 20 to 2149 and encodes 709 amino acids. Gene Ontology annotation, biological process: extracellular matrix organization; collagen catabolic process; proteolysis. Gene Ontology annotation, cellular component: extracellular matrix. Gene Ontology annotation, molecular function: zinc ion binding; metalloendopeptidase activity.
AGACACCACUACCCUCACCAUGAGCCCCUGGCAGCCCCUGGUCCUGGUGCUCCUGGCGCUGGGCUGCAGUUCAGCAGCUCCCAGACGGCGUCAGCCCACAGUUGUGGUCUUCCCAGGAGACCUGAGAACCAACCUCACGGAUUGGCAGCUGGCAGAGGAGUAUCUGUACCGCUACGGCUACACGCGUGUGGCUGAGAUGCGCAGGGACAAGCCGUCCCUGGGUCAGACGCUGCAGCUUCUCCAGAAGCGCUUGAGCCUGCCCGAGACGGGCGAGCUGGACAGCGCCACCCUGGCGGCCAUGCGAGCCCCCCGCUGCGGCGUUCCCGACGUGGGCAGGUUCCAGACCUUCGAGGGCGACCUCAAGUGGCACCACCACAACAUCACGUACUGGGUCCAGAACUACUCGGAGGACCUGCCGCGCGACGUGACCGACGACGCCUUCGCCCGCGCCUUCGCGCUCUGGAGCGCCGUGACGCCGCUCACCUUCACGCGCGUGCACGGCCCGCACGCCGACAUCGUCAUCCAGUUUGGAGUGCGGGAGCAUGGAGACGGCUAUCCCUUCGACGGGAAGGACGGGCUCCUGGCGCACGCCUUUCCUCCGGGCCAAGGCAUUCAGGGAGACGCGCACUUCGACGACGAAGAGCUGUGGACCCUGGGCAGGGGCGUGGUGGUUGCAACCCACUUCGGAAACGCAAACGGCGCCCCCUGCCACUUCCCCUUCACCUUCGAGGGCCGCUCCUACUCCUCCUGCACCACGGACGGCCGCUCGGACGGCAUGGCCUGGUGCGGCACCACGGCCAGCUUCGACGCCGACCGCCAGUUCGGCUUCUGCCCCAGCGAGAGACUCUACACCCAGGACGGCAACGCGGACGGCAAGCCUUGUGUGUUUCCAUUCACCUUCGAGGGCCGCUCCUACUCUGCCUGCACCACGGAUGGUCGCUCCGACGGCUACCGCUGGUGCGCCACCACGGCCAGCUACGACCAGGACAAGCUGUUCGGUUUCUGCCCCACUCGAGUUGACUCCACAGUGACCGGGGGCAACUCAGCAGGGGAACAGUGUGUCUUUCCCUUCACCUUCCUGGGCAAGGAGUAUUCCACCUGCACCAGAGAGGGCCGCAGCGACGGGCAUCUCUGGUGUGCCACCACCUCAAACUUCGACAUUGACAAGAAGUGGGGCUUCUGUCCGGACAAAGGGUACAGCCUGUUCCUUGUGGCUGCGCAUGAGUUUGGCCACGCUCUGGGUUUGGAUCACUCUUCGGUGCCAGCAGCGCUCAUGUACCCCAUGUACAGCUUCACCGAGCAGCCCCCUCUGCAUGAGGACGACAUCAAGGGCAUCCAGCAUCUCUAUGGCGCUCGCCCUGAACCUGAGCCUCGGCCUCCAGCCACCACCGCCUCUGUACCUCAGCCCACCGCACCUCCCACGGUCUGCCCCACCGCCCCUCCCACCGCCCGCCCCUCCGAGCGCCCCACGACAGGCCCCACAGGCCCCCCUGCAGCUGGCCCCACGGGCCCCCCCACUGCAGGGCCUUCUGCGGCCCCUACAGCGUCUUUGGAUCCAGAGGACAAUGUCUGCAACGUGGACAUCUUCGACGCCAUCGCGGAGAUUGGGAAUCGCCUGCAUGUCUUUAAGGAUGGGAGGUACUGGCGACUCCCUGAGGGCAGCGGACGCCAGGUGCAGGGCCCCUUCCUUAUCAGAAGCACAUGGCCUGCGCUCCCUGCCAAGCUGGACUCGGCUUUCGAGGAUCCGCUCACCAGGAGGAUUUACUUCUUCUCUGGACGCCAAGUGUGGACGUACACGGGCGCGUCGGUGCUGGGUCCGAGGCGUCUGGACAAGCUGGGCCUGGGCCCGCAGGUGGCGGGGGUGACCGGGGCCCUCCCGCGCGGGGGGAGCAAGGUGCUGCUGUUCAGCGGGCAGAGCUUCUGGAGGUUCGACGUGAAGUCGCAGCUGGUGGAUUCCAGCAAAGGCACCCCGGUGGACCGUAUGUUCCCAGGGGUGCCCCUGCACACGCAUGACGUCUUCCAGUACCGAGAGAAAGCUUACUUCUGCCAGGACCGCUUCUUCUGGCGUGUGAGUUCCCGACAGGAGGUGAACCAGGUGGACAAAGUGGGAUACGUGUCCUUCGACAUCCUGCACUGCCCCGAGGAAUAGGGCUGCCCAUCCUGUUUCGGCACUGCGGUGUGGGUCCCCUGGGAACCACCCUAGUGGGGAAGGAGCCAGUUUGCUGGAUCCGAACUGGUGGGUCUGUUCUGGGGCGAGGAGGAGGGGAGGUGGGCUGGGCCCUCUGUUCCCACCUUCCUUUUUUGUUGGAAUGUUUUUAAUAAACACUGGAUUCUUUAGC